AUGGCGACCCAACCAAGCACACAUCCCGAACCAACCAGGGACAACGAGUCGAAAGCUUCGACCAUUGCAGAGCCAUCUUUCAAUGACGAUGAUGCCAAGACCGAGAAAAACAGUUCAGAAAAGCUCGAGGAUGGAGGAAAGUCCGUAGAUGAUACAGAGUAUCCGACAGGACUCAAGUUCGCCUGUAUCAUGUCGUCUGCCUUCAUGUGCAUGUUUCUAACUUCCUUGGAUCGCAUGAUUAUCACGACAGCCAUCCCCAAAAUCACCGACGAGUUUCAUUCCGUUACCGACAUAGGCUGGUACGGAUCGGCAUACCUCCUUACCCAGUGCGCUUCUCAACUACUCUUUGGCAAACUCUACACCUUCUUCAGCGUCAAAGGCACGUUCCUCACUUCGCUCUUCCUCUUCGAAGUUGGAUCCGCAAUCUGUGGCGCGGCACCAAACUCGGUCUCGUUCAUUAUUGGAAGAGCCAUCGCUGGACUUGGCGCAGCCGGCAUCCUUAGCGGCGUGGUCGUCAUCAUCGUGCACGCCGUCCCGCUUCGCAAACGGCCCACAUAUCAAGGACUCUUCGGUGCCAUCUUUGGCGUCUCUUCCGUUGUCGGACCUUUGCUUGGAGGUGUCUUCACAUCAAAGGUCACCUGGAGAUGGUGCUUUUACAUCAAUCUCCCCUUGGGAGGCUUGGCAGGUAGCAUCAUUUUCUUGAUCCUUACCAUUCCGGACAGAGAUGCAACGAAGCUUGAUUUAAAGUCUAAGCUGGCACAACUCGACUUCUUUGGUACCGCUCUGCUUAUACCGGGAUCGGUGUCGCUGAUCUUGGCGAUGGAAUGGGGUGGCUCCACGUACGCUUGGAACAACUGGAGAAUCAUCCUUCUGUUGGUGCUCGCGGCCGUACUUCUCGCCGGGUUCGCCCUGGUCCAGGUCUUCAUGCCGAAGACAGCCACACUCCCUAGCAGAAUCUUCAAGCAGCGCAGCAUUCUGGCCGGCGUCUAUGCUACCAUCUGCAACGGAUCGCAGUUGAUGAUAUUCUCCUACUAUCUACCAAUCUGGUUCCAAGCCAUCAAAGGCGUCUCCGCUGUCGAGUCCGGAAUCCGUCUCCUGCCACUCAUGCUGUCGAUGGUAGUGGCCACGCUGAUGACGGGGGCCCUUGUUCGUCGCAUCGGCUACUACACACCAUUCAUGAUUGGAGGUAUCUGCCUAAUGGCUGUCGGCGCAGGGUUGAUCUACACAUUCGAGGUCAACACCGACAGCGGCAAAUGGAUUGGCUAUCAAGUCCUUUACGGCUUCGGCUUGGGCUUGUCAACGCAAGCGCCAAACCUCGCAGCUCAGACAGUCUUGCCGAAGAAGGACGUCCCGGUGGGAAUUUCCCUCAUGUUCUUCGGCCAGCUCAUCGGCGGAGCCAUCUUUCUUGCAGUCGCCCAGAACAUUCUCAACACCCAACUGGUCGAGCGGCUCUCUUCGGUGCCCGGGCUUGAUGCCCAAAAGAUUCUGGACAACGGUGUCACCUCUCUGACGGAUCUUCCCGCCGCCAUUAAGACGACGGCUCUGAUCGCGUACAAUGAGGCGAUUAGACAUGUAUUCUUGGUCGGUCUGGUCCUCGUGUGUCUCGCCAUAUUUGGUGCUUUGGCUUUAGAGUGGAGGAGCGUCAGGCAACCUGAGAACAACAAGAGCGACAGCAAGGCAUAG
Colletotrichum scovillei is the source of this 1683-nucleotide messenger RNA. RefSeq lists its product as uncharacterized. Gene Ontology annotation, molecular function: transmembrane transporter activity. The transcript has 5 exons. The coding region runs from base 1 to 1683 and encodes 560 amino acids. Gene Ontology annotation, biological process: transmembrane transport. The record is from RefSeq and is a predicted model, not a curated record. Lineage: Eukaryota; Fungi; Ascomycota; Sordariomycetes; Glomerellales; Glomerellaceae.